AUGGACCGGUUCAAGGAUCAAAGGCGGCCUAAAUACAACGGUAAAGAAUCUCCAAACGAAGAUGAUGAUCACUCCCUAGAGGAGGAAGAUGGAGGGACUUCAGAGCCUUUCGGGGGAGCUAAAGUCAGAAGGAAAGCUUCUCGCUAUAGAGAACACAGUGGCGACUAUCUCCACUCGUCCUUGAUUGAUGAAGAUUCUCGAGAAACAAGGUUAGCAUUGCUCCAUUCGCAUCGGGACACGUCGAUUCGAUUCACUGAUAAAGUUUUGAAGUUCACUGGCUCUGGGAAGAUGAAGAGACUGAUCUUUAUACUCACUGACUUUGCUAUCUAUCUGAUUGAUCCUGAGACCGAAGCUAUGACUCGGAGGAUAGCUUUGGCAGCAGUGGAGAAGAUGUGUUUGAGCAAAUUGAGCGAUAACUUCUUCGCUGUCAUUAAUUAUCCCCACGGAGUAUGA
Molecule: messenger RNA, 453 nt
Organism: Brassica napus (rape)
Lineage: Eukaryota; Viridiplantae; Streptophyta; Magnoliopsida; Brassicales; Brassicaceae
Exons: 2
Coding region: 1-453 (150 amino acids)
Cellular component (GO): myosin complex
Molecular function (GO): cytoskeletal motor activity
Source: RefSeq, a predicted model, not a curated record